UAAAACGUAUUCAUUAUUUCAUUUUGAUUCCAUUUCGAAGAUUUAAAGGAAAUUCCAGUAGAUAUUCCAAUUCUCGACUUGCAUCAACAAUUAUUAUUAUUAUUAUUAUUAUUAUGUUUCGAAAUUUGGAUAAUAAAUUAGGCAAUAUAUGUGUUCUAGCUCACGGCUGCACCCACAUAACCGCAAAUGACAAAAAAUAACUAACUGCGAAAAAAAUAAAUAAAAAAUUAUUUCGGAAAGGACAUAAAAUAGCAUGAAAAAAUUUACUUCAUCAUCCAGUUUCACUCAUCAAAUAAGAUGAAUCAUUAUCAAAGAGAUUUGAAAACUGAUCCUGAUAAACCAGAACCUGAUUUGCUUACUAAAAAGAACGGCAUAGCAAUAAGAAAACUUUUGGUCAGUAAUCUUCCACUAAAGACAAGAAAGGAGGAUGUGGAAUUUGUAUUUUCGAAAUAUGGACAAGUGGAUAAAUGUAUUUUGAGAAGGGAUUGCAGGUGCGACGUUAUUCGUGCAUUUGUGACUUUCAACAGUGCCCAAGAUGCUUUACAAGCAAGAAAAGCAGGUUAUGAAAAUCUGAUACAACUGUACGAUCGAACUCUGAUGGUAGAACCUGUAUAUUCCUGGUUUCAGCCUGACAGAAGAAACAAACUGGUUAAUUUAAAACGAAAAAGGGAUAAGACACCUGAACGUUUGGAAGAACCACCAAUAAAAAAAUUAAAUGAAGAUUGUUUAAUUCGAAUUUUUAAGUACCUUCCAAUACCAGAUAAACUCAGUACUGAAAGAGUAUCAAGGCAAUUUCGUUCAGCAAGUUUUAAAUCCUGGAGCAAUGUUAAAUCACUAAAAAAUUCAUGUUUCAAAUCCGAAACCACCAUAAACAGUGCCUCAAAUUUUAAUAAAGUCCUACGAAGAUGCGGCCGAUACAUAAAACGAAUUAAACUCAAUUCCGAUAAUAAUGAAUACAAUGAACAGUCACUAUUCAUGUUGCCAAUUUACUGCCAAAAACUUCGCUCCCUCCAUGCAUUUUCCCUGCCAUCUUCGAGUGCACUCAGAAUUUUGGCAUUUCGCUGUCAAAACAUAACUAGCAUCGAACUUUCUCUGGAAAAUCGUGAUAAGGAAGCUGACGAAGAUUUUUCUCAAUUAUUUGCCCUCAACAAAAAACUAAAACAUAUUGACAUUUGUCAUGGUGUAAUAAGUGGAGCCUGUCUUUUACAUUUGCCACCUAAGUCGAUCGAGUCGAUCGUUUUGGAUAAAUGCUUGUCAUCUGCUCGUUACUUAUCAGAAGCAGUUAAGAAUUUUCGAAAAUUGUACGAGCUUAAUUUGAGUGACUGUGAUAUUACUGGUCUUAUACCAGCUCUCGGAUCUUGUGCCAAGACUUUGAAGGUCCUUUUCUUUCAAAAUUGCAUUUUGAAGGCGAGACAUGAAGCAGAAGAUAUUAAGCUUUUGAUAAAUCUCAAGGAAUUGUGGCUUUUAUUGAACCACUGGGUCACGGAUGCAUUUCUAGCGCACGUGGGUCAAAACUGCAAUUCAAUUUCUUCCGUCUGCAUCAUUGGUUUGAAUUUAGUGACAGACGUGGGACUUUCCAGUAUCGCUCCAUUACCAAAACUUGAGUGGUUGAAUAUUACGCUGGAGAUUACAGGUUCCGGAUUAGUGAAAAUGCACAAUUUACGAUAUCUGGAAAUUUUUACAGAAAAUACUUUAACUGAAGAUGCAUUAUGCAAAGUAAUUCAAAAUGCUCAAAGUUUAGACACUAUCAAAACUAAUGAUGAAAUCUACACUCGAAACAACUGUAAAGUAAUAGAAGUUGCAGUAGAAGUCACUAAAGCGAGAAAAAAUGGUUUAAUAUUGCACAUUAUUUUCCAAAAUACUUCCGAGAGAGACAAGGUGGAACAUUUAAAGGGGAUUUCACCGAACCUUGUAUUCGAUCUCAUAAUUUGAGUUAAAGAAUUUAUAAAAAGCCACUAACAUCCUGAAUAUUGAUAGAAUUAUAAACAAAGUAUAAAAUUUUAUAAUUGCAAAAAGGUUUUCUAAACAAUAUUUCUCAAAAUAUUCAUUCGCUGAAUUUAUUUCCGUAACGA
Belonocnema kinseyi is the source of this 2072-nucleotide messenger RNA. Its product is annotated as putative RNA-binding protein EEED8.10. NCBI's taxonomy places the organism in Eukaryota, Metazoa, Arthropoda, Insecta, Hymenoptera, Cynipidae. The transcript is spliced from 7 exons. Gene Ontology annotation, biological process: SCF-dependent proteasomal ubiquitin-dependent protein catabolic process. Gene Ontology annotation, molecular function: protein binding; RNA binding. The coding region runs from base 298 to 1932 and encodes 544 amino acids. The record is from RefSeq and is a predicted model, not a curated record. Gene Ontology annotation, cellular component: SCF ubiquitin ligase complex.